AUGAUCCUCUCGACUGUGUCUAUAGCCCUGAUCUUGCUCAAUGUACAAUUCUGUAGUUGCUGUAGGUCGACAAUUUCUGACAAUCCCCUCCCCAUUUGCAGCUGGAUUUUUGCUAGCUGCUAAGCGGCAUACCAACAUCGACAUUGCUUACGAGGUGCCGACAUCCUUCCGGGUAUGUUCAUGUCAAAAUUUGUUUUAUUAAAAAAUGGAAAUUCGAAAUAUUCCUGUGCUUUUCUCCGUGCAGUUCAAUUCUUCCGAAUCAGGAUUUGUGCGUCGAACAGGAGGGCAUCCCUGCGAACCGCCGACUAAAUGUGUAGAAUUCUAUCCCAGUGAGUUGUUGAGUCUUUUACAAUUUGUCACUUCAAAUUCGCAAACACAAACACACCCACGAAACAAAGACCAUUAAAUGCGGGUUUUUUGAAUAGAUGGUCAGAUCACUUAUGGUUGUCUGCAAAUUUUGAUUUCAAAUAUUAAAGAUAGCUAAUUGGUUAAUUGAUUUUUUUUCUAAAAAAAGGAAGAAGGAGUUUUCUGAUCAAAGACGGAACUUACGAGAACUACUCUGUGGUUAUUCUCACACCCGAAAAUCCCGAAAAGGCAAACGUUGCGAUCGUCGUAGUAAACGAAGGGGAAUUCUUCCCAGGUAUAUGUGCAAAAGGUUUUACUUUUAAAAUAUGUCGUGAAAUCUAAUAUUCAGCAAUAAACGAUAUAGCAUGAAAAUGUAACUCAAACAUUUUCAAGUUCACAACUCGCAUUUCUCUUAUCUUGUCAGAGCUCCACGGUGUCCAUUACAUAAAACCCAUUGUCUCACAACUGGGCUAUUCGAGACCAAUUGCCGUGGUCAUGGAUGAAAAUAUAAAGGUACUAAAAGACCACAAUUUUUUCAUUUAUACUGUAAUAGUUGUAGAUUUCCAUUUGCCUGAUAUAUUUAUCUGCCAAAAUCCUGAUUGAAAUGCAACAAUCUAAGUGAACCAAAUUUCCUAUUUCAAGGAUAUCGUGCUACUGGGAAAUAUUACCAGAUAUGGGGCGUCCUCAGGCAGGAAGGGGCUGAAAAUAAUUAUCCCCUUUGGUACGUUGCGUUCCAUGUUGCUAUGCUCAAGAUCUGACGGAGCUGAUUCAUUUCACUUUCCAUUUAAGAACAAGCCGACGGUGUGA
Spirometra erinaceieuropaei is the source of this 1152-nucleotide messenger RNA. The record is from the annotation of a GenBank genome assembly. NCBI's taxonomy places the organism in Eukaryota, Metazoa, Platyhelminthes, Cestoda, Diphyllobothriidea, Diphyllobothriidae.